GCUGGUGGACAGCAGCUGUGUUUCUCAGUGUGGUCAGUCAGAGCUGAUUCUACAGCGGGGAGAACUUGUUCGCGUUGACGGAAGUUACUGUAAACACAGGACGUUAUUGUGCCUAAAAACGAAUUUCGCCCCAGUCUUCAGUCCACUGCCGACAUGAACUUCUUUCUGGAGACUCUAAAGGUGCUGGGACUGUCCCUGGUGUUUUACCUGGAGGCGUUUUUUAGGCUGUUUGUAUCCGCUCGGAGGAAGAAUGUGCAGGGGGAGCUGGUACUAUUAACCGGAGCUGGUUCGGGACUGGGGCGCACAAUGGCGCUUGAGUGGGCCAAACUGGGUGCCAGACUGGUACUGUGGGAUAUUAAUGAGGAAGCAAACAUGGAGACUGCACGCCUCGUUCAGCAAACACACGGAGUCAAAGCGUACACCUAUACCUGCGACUGCAGUACACGAGAGGAUGUGUACAAAGUUGCAGAUCAGGUAAAACGGGAGGUUGGCGACGUCACAAUCCUGAUAAACAAUGCUGGUGUGGUCACCGGGAAGAAAUUCCUACAAUGUCCAGACAAUCUCAUAGAGAAAACCAUGGAGGUCAACAGUCUGGCUCACUUCUGGACAUACAAAGCAUUUCUUCCAGCGAUGAUUGCUGCAAACCAUGGUCAUGUGGUCAGCAUAGCUAGCUCAGCUGGCCUUAUCGGUGUCAGUGGACUAGCAGAUUACUGUGCCAGUAAGUUUGCAGCAGUAGGCUUUGCUGAGUCCAUGGCUCUUGAGCUUCAUGCUUUGGGCUGUAAUGGCGUGAAGACCACCAUAGUCUGUCCAUUCUUCAUCAAUACUGGAAUGUUUGAAGGGGCUAACACAAAGUGGCCCAGACUCAUGCCUAUUCUGGAGCCGGAUUACGUGUGUAGAAAGAUUGUAGAUGCUGUUCGAAGAGAUCAAGUGUAUCUGUACCUUCCUCGCAGCAUGUAUCUAACCAUCUCACUUAAACACCUUUUACCUGUUAAACUGGGCAUGCUGCUUGGCGAGUAUCUGGGAGCGUUUGACUUUAUGGCUAAGUUUAAGGGUCACGGCAAAAAGAACAACUGACACCAGCAACAGAAGAAAAUGAAUUCUGUCUGUAGAGCUUUAUGGUCGUCUGCAGAAUAUUCAUUACAAUGAAGACAUGAUGGGAUGAAAGCAAAGCUGCGGCUGUAAGCACCAUGAAGAAUACUAAACCAAGAAGAAAUAACUAAUUAAUAUGCAAUUUAAAGUCACAAACAUUUCUAAAAGCACUUAGUCAUUUUAAGGUGCAGUUUGAACUAACAGACUGCCUUAGUGUAUUAGAUAAGAAUACAAAGCUUUUUAUAUAGCCUUAAGUUAUAUGUUUUAAGAACAAACCAGUAUACUAAAUGUAUUAAUAAUGUUAUUUUAAUAACAUCUGACAUCUAAGACCAUUAGUAAAAAUGUUUCUGUUUUCCAGUUUUGUCUCAUUUUAUUAAAAGUUUGUCAUUACAAAUCA
Molecule: messenger RNA, 1486 nt
Organism: Trichomycterus rosablanca
Lineage: Eukaryota; Metazoa; Chordata; Actinopteri; Siluriformes; Trichomycteridae
Gene: sdr16c5b
Product: short chain dehydrogenase/reductase family 16C, member 5b
Exons: 6
Coding region: 154-1074 (306 amino acids)
Cellular component (GO): lipid droplet
Molecular function (GO): oxidoreductase activity, acting on the CH-OH group of donors, NAD or NADP as acceptor
Source: RefSeq, a predicted model, not a curated record